GACUGUGAACCGUGGAGCUGAGCACGGGUCUGACACGGAUUACCUGGAUGCCGGUUUCUACUCUGCGCUGGAUUUCCUUCCAUUCUCGUGACUGAUUUAAAACUUCAUCCUCGUUUUGUUUUUCUUUUUCCUUUAGUGGAUUCAGCAUUAAUAGCCAUGCUUUUGCACAUACUGCCUUUACUGGUGAUCGUGGAGUCCUGCUGCGCUCAUCUCCAGUCUGAGGGUCCCGACGGAGCCGCGCGUCAGGCUCCCGGGGUCCCGCCGCCGGCCGCGGAGCCGCGCGUCUUUACGCACGACAGCAGCAACCGGGACAUGGUCUCCAUCAGCAUGUUCAAAGUGUACGAGAGGUACAGCAAAGAGCCGCAGAGCCGGAGGGAAGGGAACACCGUGAGGAGCUUUAAAGCUGUCCCGAGAGUGUUACAAGGCAAAGAGGUGUUUCAGUUCAACCUCUCCUCCAUCCAGACCUCCGAGCUCAUCCUCUCCGCUUCUUUCCACUUCCUCUACAAGCGGCCGCGCCACCCGCACAGGCCGUGGCGUUUCCGUAAGCCCCGCCACCUGCAUCCCCACCCCCCCUCCUCCCAGAUCCUCUUCCACGGAUUGUCCCCGAGCCCGGGGCUCGCCGCGCCGCUGGGAAACAUAACUCUGGCGCCUUUUCGAAAAGGCUCCUGGCAAGCGAAGGAUGUAACGGCGCUGGUGAAACGUGCCAGGGAUGUGCGGGAGCUCGUGGUCACGGUGGAGUUUGAUAUGGAGGCCGAGGGGCCUCGCAGGAGCCCGCACGGCCAGGAGCGGCUCUCCCCGGCCAACCUGCCGUACAUCCUGGUGUACGCCGACGACCAGGCUAUUGACGAGCCCAACAGCGUGGCCGUGUCCCUUCAGAGGUACGGCCCUUUUCCCACGGGGGAGGAUGCGGCGACCUCGGCCUCGAGAAUCCGGCGGGAACUUCACCUCCAGAUCCAAAACAACGACAUCCCGGAGGUCCAGUUCAACACCUUGAAGAACCACGAACUGUGGCAGAACACGUAUUUCCCCGCAAAGGCCAAAGCUGCAGUCAAGCCAGGAAGGAAGCAGGGCCAGGCCAGCAGCGAGGGCCUGGGAAAAGCACAAGUGCUGACUUUUGAUGAGAGGACGAUGAAGAAGGCCCGGAGGAGGCAGUGGAGCGAGCCCAGGGUUUGCUCCAGGCGCUACCUCAAGGUGGACUUUGCUGACAUCGGCUGGAGCGAGUGGGUGUUGGCACCAAAAUCGUUUGACGCCUACUAUUGUGCCGGCACCUGCGGGUUCCCCAUACCGAAGGUGGCCCGUCCCUCCAACCACGCCACCAUCCAGAGCAUCGUCAGAGCCGUGGGGAUUGUCCCCGGCGUCCCCGAGCCGUGCUGCGUCCCCGACAAGAUGAGCCCCCUCUGCGUUCUCUUCCUGGACCCCGGCAGGAACAUGGUGCUGAAGGUCUACCCCUCCAUGUCCGUGGACACGUGCUCCUGUCGGUAGGAGGCGGAGAUGCGCCCGGCUGAAGGCUGGGACCGGGGACGGGUUUGAACGUGGACUUGGUGAACGGCAGGAAAGCGCGUGUCAGAUCAAAGAAAGGCUGCGGCAACAAGCAGUGAGGACGGCAGAACCGUUCAUCUUAAAAUCGUGGACUCCGCCGCGAUUGGACUCCUGUAUUGCUUUUCUCCCUUUGUGUUUCCCACCUCUCUUCAGAAAGUACUUGGGGAUGUGGUCCUGAAGAAGGCUGUGCUUGUAACUCUGUGUUGACUAGCUCCACAUCCUGCUGGUAGAUCAAGUUCCCAUUGAUCCCUAAUGACCUUUUCCUGUCCUUGUUUUCCAGUUGUCACAGCAUAUAAAGUGAUUUUAAGAAGGGCUUGUUUGCUUCGGAGUCAGCACGGACUCAGUCUGAGCCCGGCUUUGGAAACCUCAGAAAAGUUUCAUGGGAGGAGCUUGGAAAACCUGUGAAAUCCCACCCUGGUUGAACUGAUGUACUCUACACUGAAACAGACUCUUUGCCAAAUAAGCGGCCCUCAUGGUGUGAUUACUAAGUGGUACUUUUUCAGAAGUGGCGCGACGUUCGAUGUUUAUCCUGCAUGAAGCGUCACAUGACUUCAUUCCUGCAGUUAUUUGUUCAUACCUUGUACAUAAUGAGUAUUUUGUGUAUCAAAAGCCUUAUUUUGCAGGUCUGUGCUGCCUGUUUGGAGCGUCCCGGGGUAAAAACUAAAAACAGUGCAUUGCUGCCACCUGCUGUGCAUUUUGUGAAAGUUGAUUUAUGGACUUCAAUAAUCCCCUUUGAGAACACUGUCUGUCCUAAAGGAUGUGUGCAGGUUGUCUCAUGUACGGUUAAAGAAUUUCACUGCAGAUUCACCUCAUAUUAGUACAGCUGAAUUGUAAUUCAUUCAGUCGUGAUAUUGAUGUGUGCUUUUACAUGUCGUAGAGAUUAUGUAUGCUUGGAACGGAAAUGCGUUGAAUUUGUACAUAGACUCAGUGAGACUUGUUGAAAUAACUUUCCUAAUAAUAACAGUAUGUGCACAUAUGAGCUGAGCGUAAUGUGCUGCAUUCCAUAUAUUUACCUGAAAUGACGUUACGUUACAUUAAAUAGCAUUUUGAAGUUUAUUUAAAGCUUGAGCUAAUAUCUGAGUUUGUUUCUGU
Molecule: messenger RNA, 2631 nt
Organism: Salarias fasciatus (jewelled blenny)
Lineage: Eukaryota; Metazoa; Chordata; Actinopteri; Blenniiformes; Blenniidae
Gene: gdf10b
Product: growth differentiation factor 10b
Exons: 3
Coding region: 157-1482 (441 amino acids)
Biological process (GO): positive regulation of osteoblast differentiation
Cellular component (GO): extracellular region
Molecular function (GO): growth factor activity; cytokine activity
Source: RefSeq, a predicted model, not a curated record